Antechinus flavipes (yellow-footed antechinus) is the source of this 4784-nucleotide messenger RNA. It is a transcript of the gene MYSM1, whose product is annotated as Myb like, SWIRM and MPN domains 1. Gene Ontology annotation, cellular component: BRCA1-A complex; BRISC complex. Gene Ontology annotation, biological process: double-strand break repair. Gene Ontology annotation, molecular function: metallopeptidase activity; polyubiquitin modification-dependent protein binding. NCBI's taxonomy places the organism in Eukaryota, Metazoa, Chordata, Mammalia, Dasyuromorphia, Dasyuridae. The record is from RefSeq and is a predicted model, not a curated record. The transcript has 20 exons. Bases 51 to 2498 code for a protein of 815 amino acids.
GAUUUCGCGAGGGGUCGCCCGGGGCCGCGGCGGGGUCGCGAGACGCGAUCAUGGCUGCCGAGGAAGCGGAUGUGGAUGUCGAGGGGGACCCAGGGACGGCGCUUCCUCCUCCACGCGGAAGCCAUGAAAAUACAGCAUCUGCUUUACAGCAAGAUCACUACCUUGAAUCCACCUGGAGAACUGAUAAUGGCCUCAUUCCUUGGACUCUGGAUAAUACCAUCAGUGCUGAGAACAGGGCUGUCAUCGAGAAAAUGUUACUGGAAGAAGAAUAUUAUAUGUCUAACAAAUCACUUCCAGGCAAAAUCUGGCUUGAUCAUAAGGAAAAUAAUAAAAAAUACACAAAAAGUCCACAAAAAUCAGGAAAACUCACGACUCAGUCACCUACAAAGCCAGCCAGUCACUCAGUCAAGUGGACAGUGGGAGAAAAAGAGCUUUUUGAGCAAGGCCUGGCCAGGUUUGGCCGGAGGUGGACCAAAAUUGCCAAACUGAUAGGAAGUCGCAACGUUUUACAAGUCAGGAGUUACGCCAGGCAGCACUUAAAGAAGAAGAUAGGUGUCGUGGGGAAGGGCGCGCCCAAGCAGGAGAGCCCGGAGGAGCUGCUGGCGGAGAAGCCCUGGGCUUCACUGGGCCUACAGGGGCGGGCCGACCCUCACCUGAACGCUGUGAAGAUCGAGACCUUGUCCGAUGACGAAGAGGUGGACAUCACCGAUGACUCGGACGAGCUUUUCCCCGUGCCCCUGAGGAGUCCCAGCAAUGUUCUUUUAUUCAAUGUUCCCAACAAGACGGACGCCCAAGGGCCCCCUCCUCCCGAGCGACAAGACUGCGCCCUUUCUGCCGCUCCCAGGAAUGACCCUCACGGGGCCCCCCGGGGGCAGAAGGAGGAGCUCUCCGCCUCGGGGAUGGCUCCUUGGCUGCAGAAGCCCCACAGCAACGGUGGGGGAUGCGAGCGGAUGUGCCAGCGGACGUCUGGUCCUGGCUGCGGCACAGAAGGAAGCACCUCGUCGGGGGCCGGUGAGCAGGGGGCCAGCCGGGGGCCGAAGGACGUCCUCGAUCGCCAGGCGCUUUUCCCUCCCUCCUGCCAAGUGGACGAGGAGAGCGCAGAGGACGGGGAGCCCCUCAAGGCGCCCGAGCAGGAGGUGGAGGUCAACAGAGGCACCAUCCAGGAGGAGGAGAAGCAGGCCAUCCCCGAGUUCUUCGAGGGCCGCCCAGCCAAGACACCGGAGCGCUACCUGAAGAUCAGGAAUUACAUUUUGGAUCAGUGGGAAAACUGCAAACCAAAAUAUUUGAACAAGACCUCGGUGCGUCCAGGCCUGAAGAACUGCGGCGACGUUAACUGUAUUGGACGGAUACACACGUACCUGGAGUUAAUAGGAGCCAUCAAUUUUGGAUGUGAGCAGGCGGUGUAUAACCGACCUCAGCCGGCCGACAGGACCCGGGUCCGAGGAGGAAGAGACGCCGAGGAAGCCUACCAGCUAGCGCAGCGGCUGCAGUCGAUGCGCACGCGUAGGCGGCGAGUGCGAGACCCAUGGGGCAACUGGUGUGACGCCAGGGACUUGGAGGGACAGACGUUUGAGCAUCUCUCGGCUGAAGAGCUGGCCAGAAGACGAGAAGAGGAAAAGAGCAGGCCUUCCAAAGCCACCAGGGCCCCCCGGCUCCCCAGGAGCGCCUUCGACCCCUUCCAGCUGAUCCCUUGCAGCCUCUUCAGUGAAGCGAAGCAGGAGCCAUUUAAGGUGCAAGUGGCUUCAGAAGCACUUUUAAUAAUGGAUUUGCACGCUCACGUGUCCAUGGCAGAAGUGAUUGGGCUCCUGGGAGGAAGAUACUUGGAAGACGAGAAGGCGAUUGAGGUCUGUGCAGCCGAGCCCUGUAACAGUCUGAGCACAGGACUGCAGUGCGAGAUGGACCCCGUGUCCCAGACCCAGGCGUCCGAGAGCCUGGCCGACCGGGGCUACAGUGUCGUCGGCUGGUACCAUUCCCACCCGGCCUUUGAUCCCAACCCUUCUCUGCGGGACAUUGACACUCAGGCCAAAUACCAGAGUUAUUUCUCCAGAGGUGGAGCAAUGUUCAUUGGGAUGAUCAUUAGCCCAUAUAAUCGAAACAAUCCUUUACCAUAUUCCCAAAUUACCUGUCUGGUUAUAAGUGAUGAAAUUAGUUCAGAUGGCUCUUACCGUGUCCCUUACAAAUUCGAAGUACAGCAGUUAUUAGGAGAACCUCGAUGGGAAUUGGUGUUUGAAAAAACAAGAUGGAUGAUUGAAAAAUACCGGCUCUCCCCUAGCGGCGUCCCUAUGGAUAAAAUCUUUCACCGGGAUUCUGACCUGACUUGUUUGCAGAAACUCUUGGAGUGCCUGAGGAAGACUCUGGGCAGCGUGACCAACUGCCACAUCGCCGAGGAGUUCUUGACUCGAGUGGAGAAUUUGUUCCUUUCCCAUAACGGAAGCAAACCCGAGCAGAGCACAGUUGGCGAGGACUGCCCCUCCUGUCCGCCCCAGCCGCCACUCUGACAGCGUUCUUGGUGGACACUCUCACUGGAAAGGUAAAAUGGCCUUGGGCAGAAUCCCACCUGCAAAGUGCUUACACCUGCGUAUCGUUCUGGCAGCAAGAGCAGCUGUGACACCAGUGUUUUAUCCACCAAAGAAAUGCAGUCGCUCCUGAGCAACCACAUGCAGCCGGAGAGCUUUGGGCUCUCCCCACUGUGUGGCCCGCGUCCAGCUAUUGGUUCUGCCUCCAUUUUCAUUGACUUGAAACUUUUCCUCCUAGCCUCCAUUGUUCUUUCCAUUCAGACUCGUGAACUUCGUUUUGUUUCCAAUAAGGAAUGGGUGGGAGAGGUCUUAUCUAUGGUGGGAUGGAAGAGAUUGCUGGGCUACAGGUAAAGAUCCUGCACGAGAAGAUGUGGGUGUGUCUGCAUAGGUGUUUGUGAGUGGGUGUGCACUUUUUGCCUUAGAAAAUGAUCCAUUCAGGGACUGAAAGAAAUCAAGAGCCAAAGUCUGUGUGUAGCCACUUGCCAUUAAAAUAAAGGGAAAACUGAGGAGCAUCAAGUCAGGCUGGGCCUUGACCGUAGAAGAUUCCUAACUCAGGAUUUCUCUUUAUUAAAAAUACUUUUUCUAUAGGCCCUAGUACUUGGCAACCUUAGAAGCUUUUCUCCCUGUUGCUUCUGAGUAAGAAGCAAAGGACAAAAUAGGGCACCAGGAUCUGGAAUUCUGUGAUUUCUUUUUAUUUAGUUUUAUUUGAAUCACUGAAUCCAUGCUAGGGUCACUCUGUGUUUGGGACAAUUUCUUCGACUUACUUCCUCUACGGUGGGGAUCGAUCAUCCAUCCAGAGAAAAUUCCUGCAAGGCACUCAGUCACAUAAACCAAUUAUGUUUCUUGAAUAAUAUUUACUAGGGCAUAAAUUCUGAUUAGUUAAUUGAUUGAAAUUAGGGCAUUCUGCUUAAUCGUCAGUUACUAAGAAAAUUUGAUUAAUUCCAUUCGUCCUCCCCCUCUCCCAUCCCCAGCAUCCUAAUUAAUAAUCAAUCAGCAGCUGUUUACAAGGUGCCAUUCUAGGUACUUGGGCUUUACAUAUUAAUGUGAGAACGUCAUUGCCCAAUAUUUAGGCAAGUUUAGUGAUCGGGUGUGAGAAGUGAACGUAGUGUGUCCAAAGGGCAGUGAUGAGGGAUCAGCCUUGAAGGGUAGACUGAAUCAGAUGGCGAAGAAAGGCCUGAUUGAGUUCGGAGGUCAGUGGGGAGCCCCCGAAGCUCCUUGAGCAGAGGACCGACCUCCUAUCCUUGCUUUAGGAAUAUGACUUUGGUAGCAAUGUGGAAGAAGUGUUAGGGAGCGGCGAGAUUGGCUGCAUACAGGGAGACCCUGGAGAAGACCAUACUGCUCUAGCAAGUGGGACUGGACCCGGAAGAGAAUAGAAAAUUAAGUAUUUCCCCUUAAGCUGGAUCUAUUCAUAUGGAAUAGAGCCAACUCCUAGACCUUGCAAUAUGCAGACCUGUCCUAAGGCAGGGGCUCUCCUGAGUGGGGAAAUUUGGGGCAAAUCACCCCCUCUUUGGGCCUCAGUUUCUUUUCCUGUACACACAGGUUUGGAUUAAACUAUCUCAGAGGACAUAAAACAGUAGCACAUACUACUACAACUUUUCGAUAUGUUACAAAUGUUUUUAAAUGGGAUGUCCCAUUCCCCAUCUUUCCCCGACCCCAAAAAAUUAAUUAAGCAUUCUAGUAACUGAAUCCUUGUGAGCCACUGAAACCUGUAGAGUACGUACGUCCCAGGGCCUUAGGACUGACCUAGGUUGUGGCUUGUGUCUGAAAAGGUCUCAUUGUUCAGGAGUCAGCAGGAAAGGUCGAGUUUUUCAAAAACAGGAGAAAGUCCUGACUGUAUUUUCUUAGGCAUCCAUGCUCUUGGAUGGAGACUCCUCUCUCAUUUCAUGAAUCAUAUCUACAGGGGACAGUAUGUUUUAAAAACCAUGCAUUUCACUAAAAUGAAUUUAGAUUCUGCUGGAUUGCUGGCUGUCUUCAGCUCUGUGGCAUUCUGUCCCACGAUGGAAAAGCUUUCUUUGUCCUCCUGCGGGUAUUGCGUGUCCAUGAAUUCUGCUGCUUUUUCCUCAAGUGCUCUCGGCAUUUAGAGAAGGAAACCUCUCUUCAGAGCGCUUUGGGGAUGUCUGGCCAUUUUAUACAUGAAGGGCAAAGCUGUGCUGUAAGCUACUGUAGAGUGCACCAGAAGUCCAAGCAAUCUCUGGCCUGUUGUCUUGUGCAAGAGAUGAAGCAAAAGCUCUGGAAGACGGCACUUGAAUAAAAAGAUGGAAAACCAAA